CAUUUUCUUGUUUGUGUGUGUGUGCUAGCAGUGUGUAGAAGAAAUUUUUUCCAAAGAAAAAAUUCUUGCUGAUCCUAAGCAAUCUUUAAAAAUCAUCGGUCAUCCGUUAGUUAAAUUGUGCAAUUACGGAUCGAUUAAACCGACAGAACAAUAACCAAACCAAUAAUAACCAUGGAGAAUUCGUAUGGCAUUGGCAUAACGAAUCGUUACGAUUUGUUUUGCAUGGACGAUGAUGCCAAUGAUAUGGAAUCGAUAUUAUCGAAAAAAGCGAAACAACAGAAAAAAGCCGCGGCAGCUGCUGCAAAGGCCACUGCAAGCGUUAACGAGAAGGAGAAUAAGGUAGCAGCUACAGUCAUUAAGCCCCCACAGUCCGCAGCCCCUGUAAAGGGCACUCAACAACAAAAUGGACAACCUCCAAAAUCAACACGGCCAAUUAAAGAAACCCAGAAUAUUCGCAGCAACUCUGAUAAAGGACCACGUGAAGAAAAAUCGAAGGACGGCAAGACAUUUGAUCGGAACACGGCACCAGCUAACAAACCUAAUGGCGAAACUCGUGAGCAACGUUACAAUCGACGUAACAGAGAUGACACCAACAGAACACAAUCGACACAACAGUACAAUGGAAAUGCGACGAACAACCAAGCUGGCAAUAACAAUAAUCUAUCGGAACAAAAUAGCAAUCACCGGAACGAUGAUCGACCUCCGCGACGUGUUGGCAAUUAUACUGGUGGCAACGAACGACGCGGUGGUGACGGACAACGACGAACAUUUGAAGGCCGUGGAAAACGUGAAUUUGACAGACAAUCGGGAUCGGAAAAGACUGGUGUUAAGGCAAUUGACAAACGUGAAGGUGGCGGAGCACACAAUUGGGGCACACACAAACAGGAUAUCGAAGACUUAAAUAAAACGAAUCCGGAAUGGGAUCCAGAGAAAGACACUAAAGAGGAAGGAACUGCUGCUGAUGGAACUGCUACCAAGGACGAAACCGAAGCACAACAAUCGCCCGCUGAAGAGGAAACCAAAGAAAUUACAUUGGACGAAUGGAAGGCACAACGAGCUAUUCGCGCCAAACCACAAUUCAACAUACGUAAAGCCGGUGAAGGAGAGGACACAUCACAAUGGAAAAAAAUGAUUGCCUUGCAAAAUCGAAAGAAAAAGGAUGAUGACAAUAGCGAUGAUGAAUUGGAAUAUGAUCCGUCCAUGUAUCCGCAACGAGUAGGACGUCAAAAGCAUGUUUUGGACAUUGAGUUUCACUUCAACGAUGGCAGACGUGGUGGUUUGAAUCGUGGCCGUGGAGGUCGUCCACGUGUUGGUGCCGGUCCACCUGGUGCAACCGGAGAGCGAGCCGAGCGAAGAGGACCGAAUCGCAAUCGUAAUGAGCGUAAUGAACGUAAUGAACGUAAUGAUAACGAGGGCAACGAGCGAUCCGAAGGAGAGCGACCAGCUCGCCCACCACGUGGAGAAAGACGUGGACCGUAUGGAGGCGACGAUAGACGUGGUGGUGGUCAUGGACAAAAUGCACCGAAAGUUGAUGACGAGCACGAUUUCCCAUCUUUGAACUAAAUUAUACCCGCAAACAAAAUACCACUCAAAUUUACUUGAUCGCUUACCAUCUAUACACUGCAUCAACAACAUCAAAUUGCAACAUCUAAAAUAGAGACUGAGAUAAAUGCGGAGGGGGCUUAUGCGACAGUAACAAAAAUUACAAGAAAAUGACCGACAUUAAAAAUUUAAGUUUGAAACAAUCUUCCUCAUAAGACUCAGUGUUGUCAGGAUGAAAAAAAAAAUUAAUUCAAAAAGUGAAAGUUGUGCAAAGAAUUGGAUUUUGAGGGGUAGACAGAAAAAGGGAACCGGAAAGAUGAUGAAACAUUUUUUUUGUUUUAAAUAUAUAAAGUGGAUGUCAUGUGGAUGUCGGAACUAGCUUUGGAUGUCCAUUCUAUCUGGAAUGGAAGGAUUAUUUUGACUGCGUCGUUGACUGUGAUUCUUCCACUCGUUCUGUAAGUAACACAACAACAGACCAAAACUUUGUUCAAUAUUUUAAUAAGCAGCCAGUUCAUUGUAAGUUUUGCUUUUGUAGAAAAUAUUUAGUGGAAUUUUUUCUGUUUUAUUAAAUUAAAGUUUUAAUAAAAGGCAAACUCAUUCUUAUAAUUAUGAACCGAUAGGCGAUUACUUUAUGGCUUGAAACGACAAAUUGCAAACCCAGAGCAAAUUGCUAAGACAACUCAGUAUUGUUAUUACGUUUAAAAGGAAGAUCCUCAUCCGACACUUUAAAUAUUAUCCAGCGAUCAGUCUAUACGUAAAACGAAUGCACUUGUGACAUCAAAUGAUGGAAUCAUGAUGUAAAAAGCUUCAUAAAAAUCUUUUGUAUUGAUGCAAUUGAAAAUAGAAGCUAAAGUUUGGCAUAAUGAAUUCAGUGGGAGACACUUCUGACUUCUGUGAAACAUUUGACCAAUUUUCUCAAAAUUUCAACCAAACUAAAUUUUUUGGAAAAUUCUAGUAUUAACGAAAUGAAUUGAAGGAUUUCAAUAAGAAAAUCGGACUCAAAAUUGCGAGACCACAAAGACUGCAACAAGCUCUAUUGAAUUUUAAGUAAUUCUGUCAAUGUCAAGAGGACAAAAAGUGCGUUCGAUUUUAUCAAAUUCGAUGAAUCCAACAACCUCAAAAAUACAAUUAAAAAUUCUCAUCAACUUUCCGGUCAGCUCAUAACAUUAUUAAUUUUUUUUUUAAUUUAAUCUCAUUGCAUUGUCUUAGUCACUGGAAUAUCGCAAUUUAAACUGUGAAAUGCUUAAGAUUCAGCUCAGUUUUGGCGGAUAAGAUUCUUAUUGAAGCAUAUACAUCCAGAGACUUAGACGACGAGGUAGAUUUUUCUGAUCAUUUUGUUUGGUUCAUUUAAUCUAACAGUUUGUUGUUAUUGACGGUUUUCAUUUCGAUGACAAUUUAAUUUCUGAGUCAUUAGUCCAUAGUCAAAUUACUCAUCAACGCUGUUGUGGUAUAUAAUGUAAAACCAAACAAGAAGAUAAUAAUUACGUAAUAUCCCACAAUUAUGAGCUGUAACGCAUCAUUUACAUACUAAAAAAAAAUAAUUUUAUUCUUUGCCAGUGCCAAUUUGUUUUGUAAUUUUUUUUCUCUGAUAUCAAUCAACUUAUGUGUAAAUAUAUUAAAAGUAAAAAAACAAAAAAAAAUAUUUGAAUUUGAAGGAGUGUAUCAAAACAAAAAAGAAAGAAGAAGAAAAAGAAAAUUCAAGAAGAAGGAAAAAUGUCAUUUUCAUCGCGUUAAUUAAAUUCAAUUAGUAAUUAAAAAAAAAAAAACAUUUAACUAAUUAAAUAAAAUGGGGAAAAUGUCGUGGGGUGUGAAAAUAGCAACACAUCAACGAGAGACAACGGAUAAAAACAUUUAGAAAAUGGAAGAAUGGAUGGAAAGAGAACAACAAAUUCUAAUAUUAUGAAAGUUAUGUACUAAUUUAGUGAAAAAAUCAUCAUCAAGUCAUCGUAAAGAAAAUUAUUGUGGCGAAGAUGUAAUGAAAAAAAUUUUUUUUUGUUGUUUUGGAAUGAACUGUUGUGCUUUUCGUUUUUCUAUAAUUUCAUUUUAUGUUUGUUUUGUGAAUUCGUAAUUUUGUUCUAUAAUAAUUUGAAGAUGCGCGUGUCUUACUUAAUCGAUUCCGUUAUCAUCAAACGUCUUAGUUUUUGUGCAUCAGAAAAUAUUUACAGAAACAAAAAAUCAAAUGACAUAAAUGUUAUAUUACUAAUACUAUAGCCAUUUUUUCAACUUUACAAUGAAUAAGUUAAUUAUAACGAUUUCGAAUCCAUCUACUUGGCACCCAAGGUAUUUUAUUUUUCUUCUUUUGUUUCAAAUAAAUUGAUAGUUCGAAAUCAAACAAAAAAGAAAUAUUUCUAAUUAUGACUUAUGUUCCAAGAAGAAGACGAUUCGUUUUGUGUUUUUUUAGCCUAACUUUUUUUUUGUAGCCUAAUGCUGAGUAUAAUGCGCUAACAUUGUGAUCACAUGUGAACAAACGUUUUAUUUUGUCAAUUUUUUUUUUUUAAUAAAAUAUUUGCUCAGACUAAAAGAACAUUGUGGACUAUGUUUAGGGGGGGAUAAGCAUUUCAAAUCGAUGAGUUUUCUUAUUCACAACACAUUUUAACACACAUGGUUCUGUAUUCGCGACACCAUAUGCAUUUGGGAAAACAACACACUGUGAGAGAGAGGGCCAUAUUGUCAUAUUGUAAUCUCUAUUUUUCAUCAUUAUCAACCAUUCAACAUCACGAUCAAAUUGAAACAAAAAA
This is a messenger RNA of Bradysia coprophila, 4280 nucleotides long. RefSeq lists its product as uncharacterized. Gene Ontology annotation, cellular component: nucleus; cytoplasm. Gene Ontology annotation, molecular function: RNA binding. Lineage: Eukaryota; Metazoa; Arthropoda; Insecta; Diptera; Sciaridae. The record is from RefSeq and is a predicted model, not a curated record.